CUUCAUUGUCCAAAAAGCCGGCAAUCCGGGAAGUCCAGCAGUUUUUGUUUUUAUUUUUUGGUUGUUUUUUUUUAUUCUGAAGUUCAGUUUUCCUCAAUUUACUAUGUAAUAAGUCAAUUCUAGUUUGUUUCUUUCAUCGUUCAAAUAAAACAUCGUGAAAAUGAGGAAAGGAUCGACAUCCCCCAGCAAACGGACUUUUCCAAACAGUUCUCUAACAGGCAGGAGCGUGGUAGGAAGCAGCUCUGUAAGAGGCCGAAGUGUAGAAGGAAGCGGCUCUGAAGGACGCAGGAGUGAAGAUGGAAGCAGCUCUGUAAGAGGCAGGAGUGUAGAAGCAAGCAGCCCUGUAAAAGGCAGUAAACAUGAACGAGAAGGCUAUUCUAAAAAGGAUGACAAACUGCCAGACUCACUUCCUCCUCCCAACUUUAAACGGACUUUUCCAAACAGUUCUGUAAGAGGCAGGAGCGUGGAAGGAAGCAGCUCUGUAAGAGGCCGAAGUGUUGAAGGAAGCGGCUCCGAAGUACGCAGAAGUGAAGACGGAAGCAGCUCUGUAAGAGGCAGGAGUGUAGAAGCAAGCAGCCCUGUAAAAGGCAGUAGACAUGAAAGAGAAGGCUAUUCUAGAAAGGAUGACAAACUGCCAGACUCACUUCCUCCUCGCAGCUUUAAAUGGACCUACAAACCAGGGGGAAGAAAAAUCCCAAUUUCUCCCUCAAAUUUACAGGAUUUACCGCUGUUACAUGGUGGCAAUAAAGAGGAAAACAUUGAAAUUACCACUCCGAGCAGGCAUGUCGAAGAGAGCAAAAGCUUUGAGGGAGGCAGGAGUUCAGAAGGAAACAGCUCUGUAAGAGGCAGGAGUGUAAGAGGAAGCAGCUCUGUAAGGGGUAGACGUGUAGAAUUAAGCAGAGCUUUAAUAACCAGUAAACGCGAACCACAAGACUAUCCUAAAUGGAAUGACAUACUUCGUUCUCCCAUCAGCUUUAAAUGGUCUGCAAAAGAAGGCAGAUAUAAACCAGAGAGUAAACCUGAAGGAGAAGGAGACGGCAAAUUACAUGACCCACUUUCUCGCAUGAAAGUCAAAAACAUUACUGAUAUAGCUGACAUUGGUCCAACAAAGGAUGCUAAGGAUGUAGAUCAAAAAAGUACAAAUCAGUGUGAUAAACCUAGGUCAAAAUGGUUUGCAAAAGAAGGCAGAUAUAAACCAGAGAGUAAAUCUGAAGGAGAAGGAGACGGCAAAUUACAUGACUCAGUUUCUCCCAUGAAAGUCAAAAACAUUACUGAUAUAGCUGACAUUGGUCCAACAAAGGAUGCUAAGGAUGUAGAUCAAAAAAGUACAAAUCCAUGUGAUAAACCUGGGUCAAAAUGGUCUGCAAAAGAAGGCAGACAUAAACCAGAGAGUAAACCUGAAGGAGGAGGAGACGGCAAAUUACAUGACUCAGUUUCUCGCAUGAAAGUCAAAAACAUUACUGAUAUAGCUGACAUUGGUCCUACAAAGGAUGCUAAGGAUGUAGAUCAAAAAAGUACAAAUCAGUGUGAUAAACCUUGGUCAAAAUGGACCUACGUACCAGGGGGUAGAAAAAUCUCAUGGGCUCCCUUGAAUCAAUAUUAUUUACCGUUGUUAUAUGGUGACGAUGAAAACGAAGAGAUGCAAAAAAUAACUCCGAGCGGACCUGUUGAAGCGAGCAAGCCUGAGGGAAAAUGCUCUCUCGAAAUAGAUGACAAACCAAAAGAGGAUGUGGAUCAAAAUAGUACAAAUCAUAGUGAUGAAUCCAGUCAUGAAAGCGCCUUGGUCACAGCAUCGGAGGAACUGGUGGGGGAGGUGGAUCUUCGUGGACUUGAUAAAGAAAAUAUUCCACCAAAAAAAGAUGACAGUUUUGACUAUGAUAUUUAUCCACCAAUGGCUCCGGUUAAAAGUCUAGAGAAGCCAUGUGUUCUUCAGACACCAAAAUCAUUAAAAAUCCCAACAAGACCGGCAAUGCCAUCUCUUGAAACAAGACCUUAUGUGACAUCAACAGUUGAGUGGGAAUGUUUAAGAACCAUUGUCCACAAGGGUUCAGAUGGAUUUGAUAGAAUAAGUGUUAAUGACAUGGAAUAUAUUGUGUACCAUAAACUCGGACACGGUGGAAUGUCUGCGGUUUAUUGUGGUUUCAAUCAAUGCAUAAGAUCGUUCGUUGCAAUAAAGGUGGUUAGGAAUUUCAUGCCAAAUGAAUCUAUGAAUGAAGUCAAAAUUUUGAAGUCGGUGCAAAACUGCGAUAAAAUUAUAAAGAUGUACGACUACGAAAUUAAGGGUGAUAAGUUAGUUAUAGUGUUCGAAAAAGGUGGGCCGGACUUUGGCACUAUAUUGAAACAGCGACUAUUGAUACAAAAACGCUUGCCAAAUUAUAUGAUACUGUUUUAUUGGCUAGAAAUGCUGCACGCAGUCAAACAAUUACAUUCCCAAGGCAUUAUUCACACUGAUUUGAAGCCUGCCAAUUUUCUAAGAAACGGAACAGGCCUCAAGCUUAUUGACUUUGGUAUUGCAAGUCGGGUCGGCCGUGAUACGACGUUUGCAUAUAAAUCUUGCCAAGAAGGAACCUUCAAAUACAUAAGUCCGGAAGCUGUGAUGAAAAGAAAUAAUGUAGAUCCUAAACAGCAGUACAAGAUUCAUUUCAAAUCAGACGUUUGGUCCCUGGGAUGCAUCCUGUACCAAUUAGUUUAUGGUCAUACUCCUUUCAACCAAACCAAUAUAACGUCCAAUUUGGUGUCAGCGAUAUCUGAUCCAGAUUAUGAAAUUGAUUAUCCAGAAGCAGAAUGGGCCCCUAAGUCAUUUGUACAGACAAUGAAAAAAUGCCUGCAAUUCGAUAUCGCAGCAAGACCAUCGGUGGACGAGUUGAUUCAAGAAUAUGAAGAAAAGAUUUUGAAUGAUUUUUAAUUUGUCAAAAAUCAUUUUUGAUACCUCGUCCAAAAUGCAACAAUAAAAGCCAAAAAUACUAUAAGUUAGAAGUGAGGAUCGGUUUAAAGUAAAGAUACAAUCUAGGGGUUUACUGAAAAAAUACAGUAGACUCGCGUUAAUGUAAAACCAAAAAACUUUUCGUUUUCAUUUCCGAGAUUGUUCCCACUACUAAAAUAUAAAAUAUAAUAAUCUUAUUUCCUAUAGUGUACGUAUUUGCUACGUAAAAACAUAACAAAAUGUAUUUAUUUAGAGCCGGUUUAUUCACUUUCUGACAAACUUUCAGGCAUGCAAUCUGGCGGAUAAAAACGUAAUCGCUAAUCCCAUUGGUCGUUCAGUUUCAGCUAUCCACCAACCAAUAAAAUUAUAGAACGGUAAAUUUAUCUUGGAGAUAGUUACCAGCAAGUUUAUCUGCAGAUGAAUAAACUGGGUCUUAGAAUAUCAAGUUAGUUUAGUUACAGUCAUAAUAGCUUGCACAGCUUCUUUUUUUUAUGUUCCUAAUGGCUAUAUAUGUAAUUUCAACAAAAUAUCAUGGGAAUAUUGUUCAUAUGAAAAAAACAGUACAGCGUCAUUUUGACCUUGGCUAUCAUCAUUAGCCUGUUGUAUUUCAGGAAUCAUCCUCAUUUUCAUUAUCGUCAUGCAAUGAGUUCUCAGAUACUCCUCUAUUUGUACUCAUACUUUGUUUUCCAUGAGGAAUUAUAUCAGCAGCUUGAUUAUUGUCAUACAAUGAGUCGGUAGAUUCAGAUUCUUCAAGUCUAGUCAUAGAUUUUUCUACCUGCUCCAUAACGCUUGUAUCAUUUUCACUAACAGAAGAAUCUAUAGUGAAGAUACCUGUAAUGAACUCACAGUGCGAGCUUUAUUUAGAGAGCGAUUAGGUGAACUCCUCCAUGCAAUUUUUUUUUGUCAUUACAUCUGAUUUAUCAUUAAUUUUCGCUGCUUGAACUAAUCUUCUGCGUCUGACUAAGAAAUUUCGUUGCUCUUCAAGUACCUUCUUAGACUCCUCGAAAAAACAUCUUCGGUCUCCUACAUCAGGAUUAACAGAUUCCUCUAGCUUUGAUUGUCUUGUAGUUUUAUUGGGGCUUUCGGAUCGAUUUAAACUUAGGCCCAGAGACAUGCUCGAUGGUUGAUAAUCAGUUUGUGGUUCUGGUGAUGAAUCCAGAAGUCCUCAUGAUCUUUAUUCAACGGUAGAUGCUUCAAAGGAUGUGCUAAUGGCGAAAAAGCCAUCAAAUAUUGCUCUGAGUUAUUGCCUAAAUUAGGAGUUUGUGAAAUCUAAAUAUUUUUUUUUGACUAGGAAAGUUCAGUCAUGUAACUAGUUACUCUCUUCUUCAAUAUUUGGUUCAUACUUGGAGAUUUUGUUUGAAUUACCCUCAAACUCAUAUUCAAAUAUCUAUAUGGGAUUGUUGUGCCUCUCAAUCUUGCGGGUGUCUUUGUUAAAGUAUUCACUGAUUUUCUAAUGACAAUUAAUCCUGUUUUUUUUUUAACAAAUAAAUCUUUAGGCUUACAUGUUCCAGAAUUCUUUGUCAAAAAAAAUUUAGGACUUCAGUUGAUAAGAUGGCAAAAAUGUACUUCAUGAAAAGAAAAAAAAUCCUUUUUACAGAAUUACUGCAAAAGCGCGAGUCUACUGAUAAAGAGUGUAUAUAUUGUUUUCCUAUCCCCAAUGUUAAAAUGUUUUGUUUUUAUUAUUUACAGUAUUAUCUUAUGUUCCUGUAUUGAUAUAAUAUUUUGAAACUUGUUCAUAAAUUUGAUUUGAUUUGAACGUAGGUAUCGCCAAUUUUAGUCUUGCUUGAAAAAAUUGAAGAUUUCAGUUGAAGAGAUGGCAAAAAUUUACUUCAUAUAAAGAAAAAAUCUGUUUUACAGAAUGGGCUCUUUCACUAAUUUUUGAAAUUGGCAUAAUUGGAUAAAGCAACUAAAAACAGAAUUUUCUAUAUUUUUACUUUCGAAAAAUUCAUAGUCCUUCUUGAGAAAAUAGAAAAAAAAGAAAUACCUCUGAGUAAAAACCCAGAAUUUAUUUCCAUGACGUCGCAGCUUGCAUUUGACUGUGUUGCCACUAAUUGAACCCUAUGCUGGAACGUUGUAAACGACAAUGUGUAACAACGGUAUUUUCAUGGAAUAACGUUGUAUUGUACCCUGGAUAAUUCGCCAACUUAAUAGUGGGAUAAUAUGAUUUUUUUUUAUGAAGUGUUGAUGCCAUUUCAAUUGGCCCAGUAUGUCCUUUUUGUGCAAUAACGUUUUAAUUGCAACCGCCCUAGUUUCGCGCUUGUUUGGUAUAUUUGGCGUUUGAAACGUUGUUCCAGCAUAGGGUUUAAUUAUCAACAUUAAAAAUUUGUAAUAGAUUUAAUUCUAAAAUGUUGGCAAAGUACCAUGGAAAGUAGUAGUUAAAUUAAUUAGUUAUGGAUUUAAGAUUUUUUUUUUGAAAUUAUGCCUGAACACAAUUUUAAUCAAUUUUUGAUGUUUAGUUUCAUUUAUUUUUUUUACGUCGCACUACAUUUAGUCGCAACCGAAAACAGCGCAUUCGAACCUUCACGUGCUUUUACUACAAGGUUACACAGCCGAGCCUGCGAGCUGCUUGCAGCAACUUGGGCCAAAUGAAAAUUAUUCAGAUGACGUCAUCACUUGGCACGUUUUAAAUGAAUUUGGCCAGUUUUAAGUGCCUGUAAAAAAUUAUUUCACAUUGUAGAUCAUUUUUUUUUGGUAUAUAUGUAUGCCUAAAAUAGUCCCUCCUUUAGGAUUUUAUACAUACUUAAAUUACUUAUUUAAAUUUUAGUGAAAGAGCCCAUUACUGCUGCAAAAGCGCGAGUCUACUGAUAAAGAGUGUAUAUAUAUUAUGUUUCCCCAUCCCCAUUCAAUAAUAUUGAAUUGUUUUGUUUUUAUUAUUUAGAGUAUUAUCUUAUGUUCCUGUAUUGAUAUAAUAUUUUAAACUUGUUCAUACAUUUGAUUUGAUUUGAAAGUAGGUAUCGCCAAUUUUGGUCUUGCUUGAAAAAAUUGAAGAUAUCAUGAAAAGAUGGCAAAAACGUACUUCAUAAAUAGAAAAAAAUCUGUUAUACAGAAUUACUGCUGCAAAAGCCUGAGUCUACUGAUAAAGAGUGUAUAUUAUGUUUUCCUAUCCCCGUUAAAUAAUGUUAAACAGUUUUGUUUUUAUUAUUUGGAGUAUUAUCUUAUGUUCCUGUAUUGAUAUAAUAUUUUAAACUUGUUCAUAUAUUUGAUUUGAUUUCAAAGUAGGUACCUACCUAUGUUAUGUAGUUUUUUCAGUAUUGAAUAUAUAUUAUUUUCGUAAAAA
Molecule: messenger RNA, 6200 nt
Organism: Ceutorhynchus assimilis (cabbage seed weevil)
Lineage: Eukaryota; Metazoa; Arthropoda; Insecta; Coleoptera; Curculionidae
Source: the annotation of a GenBank genome assembly